AUGUCAAAUAACACUCUUAUUGAAAAAACUGAAGAUUCAUCCAUGUCAACUUUAGUCGUUGAUAAAGAUGACUGGAAGUGGCCAUGCUUUGAUGAAUGGUAUGAUGAAUAUUAUGGUAAAAUGGAACGUAGGGUAAAAGUUGAAAGUAUCAACAUUAUUCCCUUCGUUGUCGUAUAUCCACGUAAUGAUAAACCGUACGUUGAAGUGAGUUCCCCGCAAUUGAUGAAAAUCUUGCGAGAUAUCCUUCCAAAUAAAAAACCAUUUGACGAAAUUGACGAUGAUAACCCCAAA
Messenger RNA from Racocetra persica, 291 nucleotides. NCBI's taxonomy places the organism in Eukaryota, Fungi, Glomeromycota, Glomeromycetes, Diversisporales, Gigasporaceae. The record is from the annotation of a GenBank genome assembly.